Messenger RNA from Copidosoma floridanum, 2610 nucleotides. Its product is annotated as ATP-binding cassette sub-family F member 2. NCBI's taxonomy places the organism in Eukaryota, Metazoa, Arthropoda, Insecta, Hymenoptera, Encyrtidae. The record is from RefSeq and is a predicted model, not a curated record. Gene Ontology annotation, molecular function: ATP hydrolysis activity; ATP binding.
UGGUCCCAUAUCAAGGCAAAGAAAGCUUUUACAUUACGGAAGCCUGUAUGGCUCAUGCUCUCUUGCGUUACGCUGAUUAAGUGCCAGGUGCACAACACGCGCUAUUCACGGACGGGUGCAGAAUUUUUGUCUCCAAGCAUUACAUCUACGAUCUACGUAUCCGAGUCCAGUGGGAGUGUCAGUUUUACUCUUCUCGUAGUAGCAGUAGCUUACAGCAGCCAUGCCGUCCGAUGCUAAGAAGAAGCAGCAGCAGAAGAAGAAGGAGGCAGCUAAGGCUCGACAAGGGGGCAAGAAGCCCGCACAGGCUGCUGGACAGCGCAAUGACGAGGGCAAGGACGACAGCCCAGCCAGCCAGACCGAUGGCACCAGCCAGCAGAAUGGCACCAACGGCACUUUAUCGCUCAGUGCCGAGGAGGCAUUAUGCGCCAAGCUGGAGGCGGACGCAAGGCUAAACGCGGAAGCACGCGCCUGCACUGGUUCUCUGGCCUCUCACCCACGCAGCCGAGACAUUAAGAUUUCGAAUUUUUCGGUUACUUUCCACGGCUGUGAACUGAUGCAGGACACGAUGCUCGAACUUAAUUGUGGUCGGCGUUACGGUCUGCUGGGCUCCAAUGGUUCCGGCAAAUCGACACUGCUAUCUGUCCUCGGCAACCGCGAGGUACCUAUUCCCGAUUCCAUGGACAUCUUCCAUCUAACGAGGGAGAUGCCAGCUAGCAACAAAACUGCCCUAAAGUGCGUCAUGGAAGUCGACGAGGAACGAAUUAGGCUUGAGAAACUUGCCGAGGAGCUCAUCGAGUGUCCCGAGGAAGAUGCUCAAGAGCAAUUGAUGGACAUCUACGAAAGGUUAGAUGAUAUGGCUGCCGAUACUGCUGAAGCGCGGGCCGCUCAUAUUUUACACGGUCUGGGUUUUACUGCCAAAAUGCAACAAACCCCAACAAAAGACUUUUCUGGAGGCUGGAGAAUGCGUAUUGCACUUGCUAGAGCACUGUAUGUCAAACCACACUUACUUUUGCUCGAUGAACCUACUAAUCAUCUGGAUCUGGAUGCCUGUGUAUGGUUGGAAGAAGAAUUGAAAACUUACAAAAGAAUAUUAGUCAUAAUAUCUCAUUCACAAGAUUUCUUAAAUGGAAUUUGCACAAAUAUCAUUCAUCUCAAUAAGAAACAAUUAAAGUAUUACACUGGAAAUUACGAAGCUUUCGUCAAAACGAGAAUGGAACUGUUGGAAAAUCAAGCAAAACAGUACAAUUGGGAACAAGAUCAAAUCGCCCACAUGAAAAACUACAUUGCUCGAUUUGGUCACGGUUCUGCGAAAUUAGCGCGUCAAGCACAGUCCAAAGAAAAAACUUUAGCAAAAAUGGUAGCUCAAGGACUUACCGAGAAAGUAUCGAACGACAAGGUUCUCAACUUUUAUUUCCCAGCGUGCGGAACAAUUCCGCCUCCCGUCAUUAUGGUACAGAACGUUAGUUUUCGAUAUACCGACGGUGCACCCUGGAUUUACAAAAAUUUGGAAUUCGGUAUUGAUUUAGAUACAAGGCUGGCACUUGUAGGACCUAAUGGAGCUGGCAAGAGUACGCUUUUGAAACUUUUGUAUGGAGAUUUGGUACCGUCAAGUGGCAUGAUAAGGAAAAACAGUCAUCUCAGAAUUGGAAGGUAUCACCAGCAUUUGCACGAAUUAUUGGAUUUGGAUAUGUCACCAUUGGACUACAUGAUGAAAACAUUUCCCGAGGUCAAGGAACGAGAAGAAAUGCGCAAAAUUAUUGGUCGGUACGGAUUAACAGGCAGGCAACAGGUUUGUCCUAUUCGUCAAUUGUCCGAUGGACAAAGGUGUCGCGUAGUGUUUGCAUGGCUUGCUUGGCAAGUUCCUCAUUUACUACUACUUGACGAACCUACAAAUAAUUUGGACAUAGAAACUAUUGAUGCUUUAGCAGAUGCCAUUAACGAGUUUGACGGUGGUAUGGUCUUGGUUUCUCACGAUUUCAGACUGAUCAAUCAGGUGGCCGAAGAAAUUUGGGUUUGCGAGAAUGGAACUGUUACUAAAUGGCAAGGGAACAUUCUUGACUAUAAGGAACAUCUCAAGACUAAAGUUUUGAAGGAUAAUCAAACGCGUCAGAAAGAUUUUGCAAGUCGAGUUGGAAAAUAGUUCAAUUUAUAACUUAAAAAAAUUAUGUGAAACGGUGUCUGAAUUUUUCCACGUCUCCAAGAGAUUAUCUCGAGAUUUUGAAAAACGUCAAAUAAUAAAUUCUUAUCAGAUUUUCGCUGCUGUGUAGCGAAAAGCUUAUUCCAACAAUAGCUAAUUUAUUAAGAUAAUUAAAUGAUACGAGUGAUCGUGAUUGUUGACUGUUGGUAAUUUUCACAGUUACUGUAGACGAGCAAUGAAAACAAUUCAGCUUGAUGAAGUGAAUGUGAAAAUGAUGAUUUAUUGCAAUAAUAAAUAGUUAAAUUUUUACUUUGAAUUUUAUAUAAUUAAAUUUUGUCACGAAGUAUAUACAGUGCACUUUGUAAAAAAAAAAUAAGUUGUGUCAAGUGUGUAAAUCAACUAUCAUCAGAGUUCACAAUUAUUUUAAUAGUGUGGAAAACAACUUCUAAUAAAUUUAAUACACCAAUCAUGAA